AUUAGCACGGGUAAUAGUCGUUAUUUCUUUAAGACGGAGGAGCAAUUUCCACAUAAUCCUAUAUGCACCGAGAUGUAAGAUGCAGAUGGAGUUGGGCUGCAUUUAGUAGGUGAACAGUGAUUACUAGUUAUGGACGCGUUUGCGGAGUAGCAUUUCCAAACUGCCUCUAGACUUCUCUUAUGAAUUCAAUGAAGUUGAAGAAUUAAAGUCAAAAUGAGUAUCGAUCCUGAAAGGAAAAGUACUGAAUCCAAUAAUCCAGUCCGCAAUUUAUCUAUAAGUGAAUUCUAUAAGGAUGCCGUAGUUUUUAUAACGGGCGCCACGGGAUUUCUAGGAAAAGUCCUUAUUGAAAAACUCUUGCGAACUUGUUCAGAUAUCAAAGCUAUUUACAUUCAUAUUCGCCCUAAGAGAGGCGUAUCCAGUGAUUUUCGUUACAAAGAUUUCCUAAAACAUGACAUCUUUAAUAACGUCAGAUUAAAAAACCCGGUUCUGUUGGAAAAGAUUGUAUGCGUCGCUGGCGAUGUUACACAGUCAAAAUUGGGUCUCAGUGAUGCAGACUAUGAAAUGGUGCUAAAUGAUGUUACGAUCGUUAUUCAUAGUGCCGCUACUGUGAAAUUUAAUGAGCCGUUAAAGAAUGCCGGAAAUCUUAACGCCCAUGGCACGAAACGAUUGAUGGAAAUGUGCAUGAAAAUGCGAAAACUUAAGAGCUUUGUUCAUGUCUCAACAGCAUUUUCCAAUCCAGGCCGCAAUUAUGUUGAGGAAAUAGUUUACCCCUCGUGUUCUCCUCUUGACAAGGACUCUUUCAUGAAUUGCAUUGAAAUUUUGCCAGCUGAGGUCCUUGAUUCUAUUUUUGAUAUCAUAAAGGGACCACAUCCUAAUACCUACACUCUGACCAAAUCAAUAGCUGAACUUAUCGUAUCUGAGUACAGUCAAAGAUUUCCUGUUGCGAUCGUGCGACCAUCUAUAAUAACAGGGUCAUUGGCUGAGCCUUAUCCAGGUUGGGUGGAUAACACUCAGGCAAUUACAGGCAUCAUCAUGGAAAUCGGCCGCGGUACCAUAAAAAGUAUUGAAGGGGAUAGAGACCUUGUGUGCGACAUAAUUCCUGUGGACAUUGUGGCUAAUACCCUCAUCGGAGCUGCUUGGAGAGGAUAUGUUUAUAACAGUCAAAGUGCACAAGUUUAUAAUUGCACAUCCGGACAACUGCGCCCAAUCUUUUGGAAGGAGUUAGGCUUCUAUACUCAGAAAUGGUCUAGAAAAUUUCCAUCAAAAUAUUUGAUGCUCUAUCCGCACUUCGACUUCAGAACAAAUCGGUUAAUGCAUAGAUUCUAUGAAACGUUUUUCCAUUUGCUUCCUGCUUAUGUUUUUGAUAUCAUACUGAAAUGGCAAGGUUCGAAGCCAAUCAUGAUGAAAAUUGCUAAGAAACUGCAAAUAUCUUGUGAUCUUGGGACAUUCUUCGUGUUGAAUCAGUGGAUUUUCGAAAAUAGAAAUCAAAAACAACUCGUAGCAGAAAUAAAAGCUGACAAGUUAGGAGAUGAAUUUUCUUGUGAUAUAUCUCAAUUGGACUAUGAUGAGUACAUCAAAAACUUCGUAGUUGGUAUUCGGAAAUAUGUCCUUAAAGACAAUGAUGAAAGCCUCCCAAAAGCUAAACGAAAACUUUUGAUCUUGUUCUGGGUACGGACACUUUUCUAUUGGGGAUUGAUCCCGCUUUUAAUUUAUUUCUUCGGAAAAAUUUUCAAGUUGUUGGUAUUCCCAGUUUAGCAAAAAUCCAAGUGAAUAUGUUAAGCUUAUUGGUCCGUGGUGUUGUACUAAAUCUAAACUAUCAAAACUACAAAUAAAAAUUAUAAAUGAAUA
This is a messenger RNA of Hermetia illucens (black soldier fly), 1848 nucleotides long. RefSeq names its product putative fatty acyl-CoA reductase CG5065. Gene Ontology annotation, molecular function: alcohol-forming very long-chain fatty acyl-CoA reductase (NADP+) activity. Bases 214 to 1755 code for a protein of 513 amino acids. NCBI's taxonomy places the organism in Eukaryota, Metazoa, Arthropoda, Insecta, Diptera, Stratiomyidae. Gene Ontology annotation, biological process: long-chain fatty-acyl-CoA metabolic process. The record is from RefSeq and is a predicted model, not a curated record. The transcript has 9 exons. Gene Ontology annotation, cellular component: peroxisome.